AUGUCACAAUUAAGUCAAAAGACUUUGACUUUUAAGAUACUUAUAUUAGGCGACAGUAAUGUUGGCAAGACUUGUAUUGUUCAUCGAUUUUGUGACGAAAAUUUCAUCGACGGAUAUAUUUCAACAAUUGGUAUUGAUUUUAAGCAAAAACUUAUCAAUUUAGAUGAUAUUCCUAUAAAAUUACAAAUUUGGGAUUCUGCCGGUCAGGAAAGGUUCCGUACUCUCACCACUGCCUACUAUAGAGGAGCUAUGGGAAUUAUAUUGAUGUAUGACGUGACUAAUAUAGACUCUUUCAAACACAUUCCCUAUUGGUUUCAUAACAUUGAAGAGAAUGCAUCACCAGAUGUGGUGAAGAUAUUGGUGGCCAACAAGUCUGACGCACAGCAACUGCGAGUCGUUGACCACGAAUCAGGUCUUCAAUUGGCUCAACAAUAUUCGGUGCCAUUCUUUGAAUGCAGUUGUAAGUCAAACAUCAAUAUUCACCAAAUAUUUCACGACAUCACUCAACUGAUUCAUAAACAAUAUGAACAACAGUCAGAAAAAUUUGAUUAUUUCGGUCAACACUUUGAAAAUACAAUAAAUAAUAAAAUGUUGGAAAAUAAUUACGAAAAUUGGACUAAAAGUCGUUGUAAUAGUUGUCAAACAAAUUGAUUUAUAUUAAUAUA
Molecule: messenger RNA, 665 nt
Organism: Oppia nitens
Lineage: Eukaryota; Metazoa; Arthropoda; Arachnida; Sarcoptiformes; Oppiidae
Exons: 6
Coding region: 1-651 (216 amino acids)
Molecular function (GO): GTPase activity; GTP binding
Source: RefSeq, a predicted model, not a curated record